Sclerotinia sclerotiorum 1980 UF-70 is the source of this 1125-nucleotide messenger RNA. RefSeq lists its product as hypothetical. The record is from RefSeq and is a predicted model, not a curated record. The transcript has 2 exons. Gene Ontology annotation, molecular function: phosphatidylinositol transfer activity. Bases 1 to 1125 code for a protein of 374 amino acids. Lineage: Eukaryota; Fungi; Ascomycota; Leotiomycetes; Helotiales; Sclerotiniaceae.
AUGUCCUCCGAGCCAGUAACGGAGAAGCCAAUCGAAGUCGCAGGCAUCGAGAAGGACAUGGCCGCUGUUAAUUUGGGAAGCGUCACCAACGGAACGACAUCUCCAAAGUCAAUUGAGGAGAAUGGACCAAGCCCACUGAGACCGCCGUUCCUAAAUCCUCUCGAGACUUCGAAACCUCCCCCCCCACCAGAACUGACGGAAGAACAACAAAAGAAAUACGAUGCGCUCUUAGAAACUGUCAAGUCGUGGACCGACAUUCCAGCCAAGGAUUCUAAAGGUGGCCCUCUCACGGAUGAGGAACGGUUAUGGCUGACCAGAGAAUGUUUGUGCCGUUACUUGCGAGCAACAAAAUGGUCUGCUACGGAAGCUCCAAAACGACUUUUAGGGACUUUGACUUGGAAACGGGAGUAUGGUGUGAGCGGUCUUACGGGCGAUGAUCUUUCAAUUGAAAAUGAAACCGGCAAACAAUUCAUCUUGGGUUAUGACAACGAAGGUCGACCAUGUCAUUAUUUGAACCCUGGAAGACAAAAUACCGAACCUAACCCCAAGCAAGUACAGCAUUUAGUAUUCAUGCUUGAGCGAUGUAUUGAUUUAAUGAUACCGGGUCAAUUUACGCUCGCAUUGUUAAUCAACUUCAAGGCCAGUAAGAGCAGAUCGAACACAGCACCUGGCAUUGGGCAAGCUAGGGAAGUCUUGAACAUCCUUCAGACUCACUAUCCCGAACGACUUGGAAGGGCCUUGAUUAUCAACAUUCCCUGGAUGGUUAACGGCUUUUUCAAACUCAUCACUCCAUUCAUCGAUCCCCUGACUAAAGAAAAGCUGAAGUUUAAUGAUGAUAUGAAGCAACAUGUACCUCCUCAGCAACUCUGGGCCGAGUUUAAUGGAGAACUUGCAUUUGAAUAUGAUCAUGCAACCUAUUGGCCGGCGUUAAUUCAGAUGUGUCAGGAGCGACAAAAGAGUGUGUAUGAACGCUGGGUCCAAGCGGGAAAGCAUAUCGGAGAAAGUGAGGUUUAUUUGAAGGGUGCAAAUGUUCCUAGCAUUGGCGGUGCUGCAGCUGAAGAGUCGUCAUCAAAUGGCCAUGCUGUCGAGCCAAAGACAGUCGAAGCAUCAUCUACAAGUGCCUAG